Zingiber officinale is the source of this 2196-nucleotide messenger RNA. Its product is annotated as acidic leucine-rich nuclear phosphoprotein 32-related protein-like. Gene Ontology annotation, molecular function: histone binding. The record is from RefSeq and is a predicted model, not a curated record. The coding region runs from base 397 to 1857 and encodes 486 amino acids. Gene Ontology annotation, cellular component: nucleus. NCBI's taxonomy places the organism in Eukaryota, Viridiplantae, Streptophyta, Magnoliopsida, Zingiberales, Zingiberaceae. The transcript has 3 exons.
UAUAGAUAAAAAGGAGUAGAGGGGAGGAGAGAGCAAUCGCAUCCCGUCUUCUUUGGUGGAUGUUCCUUGGAACGAUUGCUCCCUGUGCGCUUUCGAAGAGGAGGAAGUUAGAAUUUGUGGGGCAAAGGAUUUCAUCUUAGGUUUAGGGUUCUCUCACCGUCUUCCAAUCCAUGGCGUCGGCGAAAGUUUCGUGAUCUCUCUUACCUUUCUCCUGUCGCCCCUGAUCCGCGUGUGGAACCGGUGCAGAUCCAGCGGAGUUGCUGUGCUUUUCCGAUCCAUCUGUGGAAUCAGUUUGGUUCGCUCAAUCAUUAGGGCUUUUAUUUGGUUGAUUCGGUGGUGGUUUUUUUUGGAUUCGGUGUUGGUGUCUAGGGUUUCUUGUUUUGUUUCUGUUGAUAGAUGGACGAGGCCUGGGAGAGGGCCGUGGAGGCGGCGAUAGGAGCUCAGGCAGAAUCUUCCUCUUCUGCUUCACCACCUCGGAGCCUCACACUUGACGGUUCGGUGAAGUGUCUUCAUGGUCGGCUUCCGCCGCCGGAGAUCCUGGAGAGGUACCAGUCGCUGGAGGUUCUCUCGAUUGCAAAUAUUGGGGUGUCGUCACUAGAGAAGUUUCCGCGUCUCCAGAACCUGCAGCGGCUGAUCCUGUCUGACAAUCGCAUUGGCGGCGGACUUGAGUUUCUGGUGGAGGCUGGGAUGGAUUCCCUCAGGGACCUAGAUCUCUCCAACAACCGGAUCCAGUUCCUAGAGGAUUUGUCACCUUUGGCUCAACUCCGGCUCGUUUCUUUGGAUCUCUAUGAGUGUCCUGUGACGAGGGUCAAAGAUUAUCGAUCAAGGGUAUUCGGAAUGAUCAGGACUCUGAAAUAUCUAGAUAAGCUGGAUGCUGAUGAAAAUGAACGGCCAGAGUCUGAUGAAGAGGAGGAGGAGGAGGAAGAAGAGGAGGAUGAGGAAGAGGAUCCUGGGAGUGGUGAGGUCGAUGGAGAAGAACAUGCAGAGAGGCUGAUGAAUGGCGUUGCUAGCAAUACAACACAUGCAGUAGUCGAUGCUGAUGAAGAAGAGGAGAGUGAUGCUGAAGAAGAGGACACUGAGACUGGUAUGGGAACAGAUGCUAAUGGUUUGGAGAGGGGGUAUCAUGCAUCCAAUGGAUUUCGAGUUGCCCCUAUCAGAGCAGCUUCAGUUGAGAGAGAAGAGGGCCAAGAUGAAGAGGAGGAUGUAGAUGAGUAUGACGAAGAGGAUGAUUUGGGAGAGGAGAUUGAUGCGGAGGAGGAGGAGGAGGAGGAGGAGGAAGAUGAUGUUGUCGAGGUUCAUGACAUACGAGACAGUGAAGAGGAAGAUGAGGACGGGGUUGACGAGGGGGAGGAAGAGUUAGAUGAAGAGGACGAGGAUGGGGAUGUAGAAGAAGAUCAGGAUAUCCCAGAUGAUGAGGAUGACGGUGAACCUGGCAGCUCAGGGAGAUUCAUCAACGGAGAAGGGGAGAUUGAUGGUCAUGAGCAAGGUGAAGGUGAUGAAGACGAGAAUGGAGAGAUUGGGCAGGAAGAUGAGCAGGACGUGGAUGAUGAUAGAUUUUCUGAAGAAGGUGAUGGCGAGGAUGAAUUUGAGGAUGAUGACAAUGGCGGGGAGUAUCUGGUGCAACAGAUUCCACAACCUCUGGUUGUGGAUACAGCAGGGAGCGACACUUUUGAGGAAGACGAAGAUGAUGAGGUCGACAACGAUGACGAUGGCAAAGAGCACCUCCAGGUAAACAAUAAAUGUUCUCCGCGACAUGCAUCCUCUUCUCAGCCCAACAAGCGGAGGAGAGAUGACGACAAUGGCGAUGAGGAGUCCGAGGAGGAACAACAACAAAGGCCCAAGCAUCAUCAUCCUUGAGGUUUCUCAAUCAGCAACGGUCUUCAUGGUUCCUGGUGUGGGUUCUUCUCCUUUGUCGUGUAUUCUGAACUUGCCUACUUAGGAGAACUAGCAAGUGAAGAAAGACUUCAGUUGGGUUUCUUGCUCUUUCCUCCCCAUUUCAAAAGUUAGUUAUUCAUCUACUUUCAAAUGGCAGGUAUACAUACUCCUCUCAAACUCCUUCCCUCCAAACAAUCAGUAAGUUUAAAUAGUACUAGCCGUUAUGUCUGUGUUUAGGUCCUUCCUAGUUCAUGUGUUCCUGCGGCUUAGAAUGAGACAUAUCUUGUUCCCUCACAAUUGGAGUUUGGUUGUGUUUAUUUC